Molecule: messenger RNA, 2622 nt
Organism: Schistosoma guineensis
Lineage: Eukaryota; Metazoa; Platyhelminthes; Trematoda; Strigeidida; Schistosomatidae
Source: the annotation of a GenBank genome assembly
AUGAAUAUUUCAUUGAAAAACCUUAGUAUGUUUAUCAUAGUAGUUAUAUAUGUUGUCCUUAACGGCAUUCAUGGCCAGUCGUAUCAGCCGGUGAAUUUUAAACCAUCAUCUACAGGAAGACAUUUGCUUUAUUCAGAUUGGGAAAGCGCGCCGUCAUUUUAUUCACCUGGUGGUAUAACACCAGAUAAUGAACCUCGUGCUCCUAUUUACAUGGAAUUAACAAACAAUCUUACAUCUGUUAACGGAGCUUCAGGUAUAUGUGGUGUUUGUGCACGUAUAUAUCGCGUUUUGCAUAUGACUCAACUGAAUGCUGCUGAAGAAUGCCGACGUCAUCAUAAUUCGAGACAAGCAGCUUUUGGUGAUAUUACGGAAUUUUAUCACACGUUAGUGAAAAGCAGACGGUUAAAUGGAACAAUUGAAUUCCCUUUAGCAGAUAAAUUUUCAAGAUUCACUUUUAGAACUACAAUUUUGUAUUUAGCCUCUAGAGAAAAUGAACCUGGUUUAAUGAUUGAAGCUGGAUUUGAAACAAAAUAUGUACUGUGCGUUCAAUCAAUUAAAUGUCCAGCACCAAUCAUGACAACUACCACAGAACCUAUUACAACAACCACACCAUUGACGACAAUAACAACAAUAUCAACAGUUUUAAACAAUUCAGAUAAUCUAUCUAUCUUAUCAUCAUCUAAUUCACAGAGUCGUGCUGCUAACAAUUUAUUUGGCAAUAGAAAUAAUGAACGUAGUGGUUCUGCAUUUUGGGAUGCACUUUUAUCUGGAACUGAACCGAAAGAUUGGUUUCUUGCAACCGUUUCUUUGGCUUGUCUAUGUCUGGUACUCAUAAUCGUACUUAUUAUAACAUGGUUGUAUAUAUGUCGCAUCCGUAGGCUGUAUAGUCGAAGGCGUUGCCAAGGUACAUGUCGUUUUGGAUGUCGUUGUCCACCGGAGGUUGUUCGUCAAAUGGCCGCAGAGGCAGCGGUAUGUGGCCCUUUAGGGCUACAGACGCACCAGCCAUUUAUAAAUACAAUGUCACCACAUGGAAAUGGUUCUGUCAAAAGUGGAAGUGGGUAUGGGAAUACAUUAUAUACGGGUGGGACACUGAAUUCAGGUGGAUGGGGUUCAAAUGGCAACAAGAUUGGUUCCCCACUUUAUGUGGCUUUAAGUUCUGGGGUUGAUAAAGCGACUUUAUUAAGUGCUGGAUGUAAUACACCUAACUGCAUGCUUGAGAUGUCUGGAGGUUUACAACUAACUAACACAGUAGAUGGAAGUAGUGGAACUUGGAAUCAAACAAAUGGAAAAUUUCGAAAUCCUCGUCUUCGACCAAAACGCUCAACACAGGACGCUUUAAGACGAAGUACAAGUGAAGGUUCUAGUGUUUCAGGUGUUACUGGGACCGUAGGUGCUAAUAAUAAUACUACAGGAAUAGAACAAGGUAAUUUUGUUUAUCGUCCUGGACCGGUGGUUAGUUUUUCCGAAGCAACAAUUUCAAAUAUUAUACCUGCUAUGGUUGUAAGUAACACUAAUGCAGGUCAACAUGGAACUGAAUCAACAACAACUGUCUAUCUUCAAACUUGUCCAAAUGGAUAUAAUUAUUCAGAUAGUGGUAGAGGCAGUGGUAUCAGUCCAGGCUAUUCACAUUCACCGACACAUGUGAAUAAUCGAAAAGUUAACGAUGGAACAUAUUUCAAUAAUAGUAACAAUAAUAAUGUUACUAACGCCAAUAAUAAUAAUCAAAACAAUCUUCAAAAUGGUUUCGUUAAUUCCAAUAGUCCAAUAAAUAUGGAUGAUGUUGAAAGCAGAUGUGAUAUGAAUUAUUUAGGCAAUCAAGCAAAUAAAAUUUUAUCCAGUUUACAAUCGGAUCAUUGUACGAACUUCAAUGGUUUUAGUUCAGAUCCUCACAACAUAGCAAUGCAUCAUUUAAAUCGUGAUUCUGAAGGGGAUUUUGUAAAUAUCACACCACCAUCAGGAUUUUAUGAUUUUAAUAACAAUACCAAUAAUAAUAAUAGUAACGAUGUAAUUGUAAAUUCUGAUUCUGGUUAUUUGGGAAAUUCAUCUCGUCAGCAAUCACAGACUUUUCAUCAAAAUCGUUUGAUAACUAGUCCAAAUAGUUUUGGACGACAAUUAUUCAAUCAACUAUCUCCAUCAAUUGUAGUACCACCGUCACAGUCAUUUAUUAAUUCUUCUUGUAUCAAUGACAGUAUUACAACUACAUCUUCUUUAUAUCCAUCCAGUCAGGCAGAAUGGCAUAAUACUACUUUAUCACUUAACAAGUUUAAUUUACAAAAUGGUGAAAUGAUCGGUAGUCUGGAUGAUGAAUAUGUCAAUGGUUAUUCAACAGAAGUUAGUAAUACAGGAACUGCAUCUAGAAUGCGCAAAUAUAUUACACCUAAUUAUAAUAAUAGUAAUGGUGGCAGUGGAACACGACCGUUAGUUUCACGUCCCCAGUUCUCAGAUUCUUUACAUUCUGGAGUUAACUAUCAUCAAAAUUCAUAUGCAAAUGAAAGCAAUUCUAUGACAAUCAAUAAUAGAUCUUUGCAUAAUUCAAAUGAUGCUACAACUCCUAAUGGAAUAUUAUCACCACCGAAAAUUGAUCAUAUAUUUACUACACUUACAUCAGAACGUAUGUUGUAA